AUGGACCCUUCGAAGGUAGCUGCGUUUGUGGUGGCAUGCUUGAUAUUCUAUCGGAUAAUCAACGUUGCAGUUAAGCUUUUGAAGAUCACAUUGCUCUCCGAUUACCCGCUCAGAGCUGAGGAUUUGCCGAGUCUUCCUAUUGUGGGCCAUGCAUAUCUCUUCGUUGGUAGUACGGAAACUAUCUUGAAUAGGGUCAUUGGAAUCGGACAUAUGUAUCCUACAUCGUUUCGAUUCUCGAUUGGUUACAAUUCAUUGUUCUGCGCGACUUCUCCUGAACAUCUCAAGUUGAUACUUCACAGUUCGAAAACCGUUGAGAGGAACAACUUUUAUGAAUACGCUCGGCCCUGGAUGGGGGAUGGAUUAAUCACCGCUCCUGGGUCAAUAUGGGAAGUGCAUCGGAAGCUGCUUCAACCAUUCUUCAAUACCAUGGUUCUCAAAUCUUUCGUCGAAAUAUUUACCACUCAGUCAGUGAUACUGGCCAAGAAAAUAGAGCAGCACUUGGACGGACCAGAAUUUGAAAUAUCGAGAUACGUUUCGCUGUGUACAUUGGACGCAAUCUGUGAGACGGCGACGGGUAUAAAGUUGGAAGCACAGGAAAGCAACAGUUGUCAGUACGAAGAAGCAUCCCAUAAGGUGAUGGUUGGUUAUGUCAAACGAGCUGCCAGCCCUUGGCUGUACUCAGACUUUAUUUUCUACCGCACGCAACUUGGCAAAGACGAAAAGAAACACAUCAAGUUUAUGCAUGAGCUGACUGACAACGUGAUACGGAAGAAGAAAGCAGAAAUCGUCCAACACAGCGAUUCACGGGUGUCUGUCGAUAACGAACAAGGUUCAGCUGAUAUUUCCAUGGCUGCACCUCAGUUACUGAUAGAUAAUCUCUUAAGACUAUCCGGUGACAACGAAGUACUAACGGAUAAAAUGGUCCGGGAUCACAUCGAUUCGAUAAUGGUAGCUGGCAGUGACACAACGGCCACCACAGUGAACUACUUGAUGUUGAUGCUAGCGUCUCACCAAGACAUUCAGGACAAAGUGUACCAGGAAUUGUGUGAAAAUUUCGGAGAAAAUGUAUCAGAUGAUGACGGUGAAGAAUUACCUAUCACGAUGGAAGUCUUAGCGAGGAUGACGUACAUGGAUAGAGUGAUCAAGGAAACUAUUCGCCUAUUUCCUGUUGUAUGCCUAGUUUUCCGAAAGGCGACGGAAGAUUUGGAUUUAGGUCAGUUUACUUUGCCACGAGGGAGUUCGAUCGCUCUCAACUUCAUCGGGGUUCACAGAUCCGAGAAGUAUUGGCCGGAUCCUCUGAAAUUCGACCCGGAUCGAUUUCUACCGGAAAGAUUCGCACAACAAGAACCAUAUUCUUACUUGCCGUUUGGUGGUGGUCGAAGAAAUUGUAUCGGAUCGAAGUAUGCUGUGAUGUUCAUGAAGAUAAUCGUCGCAACUAUUCUCCGGAAAUAUGUUUUGACCAAGGAUGAAGUGGUACCAGUCGAAGAUUUACGGCUGAAAAUGGAUUUUGUGUUGAAACCUGUUGAUCCUAUCACAUUGAGGAUUCAGAGACGCCCAAAAAGGAAGAGCGAAUCAACAUUACGUACAUAA
Messenger RNA from Diprion similis, 1590 nucleotides. RefSeq names its product cytochrome P450 4C1-like. Gene Ontology annotation, molecular function: heme binding; iron ion binding; oxidoreductase activity, acting on paired donors, with incorporation or reduction of molecular oxygen. NCBI's taxonomy places the organism in Eukaryota, Metazoa, Arthropoda, Insecta, Hymenoptera, Diprionidae. The coding region runs from base 1 to 1590 and encodes 529 amino acids. The record is from RefSeq and is a predicted model, not a curated record. The transcript is spliced from 12 exons.